AUGUUGGGGAAUUACUCUAGUGCCACUGAAUUUUUUCUCUUAGGCUUCCCAGGCUCCCAAGAAGUACGCCAUAUCCUUUUUACUACCUUCUUCUUCCUGUACUCAGUGACAGUAAUUGGAAAUAUGGUCAUCAUUGUCACCGUCUGUGUUGAUAAACAUCUGCAGUCCCCCAUGUAUUUCUUCCUUGGCCAUCUGUCUGUCCUGGAGGUCCUGAUCACAUCUACUGCAGUCCCUUCCAUGCUGUGGGGGUUGUUGCUUCCAAGCACUCAGAUGAUAUCUUUGACUGCAUGUGCUGCGCAGCUCUAUUUGUACCUUUCUUUGGGUACCUCAGAGUUGGCAUUGAUGGGAGCGAUGGCUGUGGACCGUUAUGUGGCUGUCUGUCACCCCUUGAGAUACAACACUGUUAUGAGCAGCCACACCUGUAUUUGGGUGGUAAUUAUGUCUUGGGGGUUUGGAUUCCUUUCUGAAAUUUGGUCAGUCUAUGCCACAUUUCAGUUGACCUUCUGCAAAUCAAAUGUGUUAGACCAUUUUUACUGUGACCGAGGGCAGUUACUUAAGGUAUCCUGUGAUGACACUCUUUUCACAGAGUUUAUUCUGUUUUUAAUGGCUGUUUUCAUUAUCAUUGGUUCUUUGAUCCCUACGAUUGUCUCCUACACCUACAUCGUCUCCACCAUCCUCAAAAUCCCUUCAGCCUCUGGCCAGAGGAAAUCCUUCUCCACCUGUGCCUCCCACUUCACCUAUGUUGUGAUUGUCUAUGGCAGCUGCUUGUUCCUUUAUGUGAGACCCAAGCAAACGCAGGCAACUGAGUACAACAGGGUAGCAUCCCUGUUGGUUUUAGUAGUGACUCCUUUUCUGAACCCUUUUAUCUUUACCCUCCGGAAUGACAAGUUCAUACAGGCUUUUGGGGAUGGCAUGAAACGCUGCUACCAACUCAUCAAAAAUUAG
Messenger RNA from Carlito syrichta (Philippine tarsier), 945 nucleotides. Its product is annotated as putative olfactory receptor 9A1. The transcript has a single exon. The coding region runs from base 1 to 945 and encodes 314 amino acids. Gene Ontology annotation, cellular component: membrane. Gene Ontology annotation, molecular function: olfactory receptor activity; G protein-coupled receptor activity. Lineage: Eukaryota; Metazoa; Chordata; Mammalia; Primates; Tarsiidae. Gene Ontology annotation, biological process: G protein-coupled receptor signaling pathway. The record is from RefSeq and is a predicted model, not a curated record.